CGUGGCAGGAACUCCGUGCUUGGCAGUUGAUCUUUGACAUCUAGAGUUCCCUAUACCCGUUUGCUUUCAGCUGCUUGUGCUUUGCUCUCAGGGAUCAGAGGAGAAAGAGAGAGCAGAGACAGCGGCUAUUUCUCCAUGGGAAGAGCUGCCGGGUCCCGCUCGCUGCAUGACCAGAAUCCACCGGCUCCGUUCCGCCAUUUUGAGAGAGGACACCCGGUCUUCAACACUCGGAACAUCGAGCCCAAGGACACCGUCCCCUUCCGAAACCGCCACGUGGCAGCACCUCCUGACAGACUAAGCCAAGAGGAACAGGACAAGAACCAGAUCGCGCCGCCUCCUGACCCCUACGAGAUUGCGGUCGAGGUCGAGGCCCUGGUUGGCCCUCGCUCUCCGAGUCCCACGCCUUUUAAGAUCGCAGAGUCCCUGGCCUCAACCAGCCAAAGACGCCAGGGCAGCUCAUACGGUAAAGGAAACCUCUCCUCCCCCCAGUCUUCAUCCAAUCAGCAGCCUGGACGACAUGAUGCCUCGAGACUAGGUUCCACCCUCCAAUCUCGUUCUUCGUCUCCAGCACGAGGGCGAUCACCGUUUGGGCGUGGCGAGGGGAGCCUCUCCCUCAACACACGAAGCUUUGAUGGCGGUGGCCCAGAGAGACGGUCCAGGAGCCCCUCCCAGGCCCCAUCUGGGAGAGCUACCGGUUCAGGAACACUGCCCAAGAACUUCAAAUCAUUUGCUAGUUCUGCCAAAUCCAAAGGCACUACCGUUUCAGACUUUAAGAGCGUCUUGCGUAAAUCGAGUGAGACAAAUGGUGUGUUGAGCGGCAGAGUCCAGGACGGCAGAAGCGUUUCUCCUUUGAGGAAGGACCACAGUACAUCUGGCCUUGCCUCAUUUCGCAAAACAGAACCUCUGAGCAGCAUCUCCAAUGGCCAGAGGCAGCUGGGUAACAGUUAUUCCUCUUUGCCCCCAAGACCAGACCACGGUGGCUUCCGUGAGGUGGACAGCUCUCUGCUGGCCAGGAAAAGUUACAGCUCAACAAGUCACAGCCCAAUCAGGAAGUCUGGAUCCGUCACAUCCCUCAGUAGUAGAAGUCAUCCAGGUCGCUGCGGCUCCCCCAUCAGGGAGGGAUACGACAUCGAGAGCCAGGCUCUUCUACGCAACCCGGACGCAAGAAACACACAGAACAAUCUAGAACAGGACAACUGCAGCUUCCGAUCGGCCAGACGCAGCAAUGACACAAUGGUCAACCACUUGAUGUCGAACAAGACUGCUUCGAGCAGUUAUAGCAGGAGUCGAGUUAAUGAGAGCCGAAGUUCUUCUCCAGGAAGGAAGAGCCACGAGUCUCCGGGACGGUACCUAUCCAAGAACGCAGAACCUAAAGGUCCCUUUAGCGACUCUGGGCGUACCUCUCCGAGACGGACCUACGAUAGUCCUACCAAAGGCCUCAAGUCUGAGUCAGGUGGUUUUGCCCGGAGUCGCAAUGGACGCAGUUCCUCGCCCCCUAGAAGAAGCUAUGAGCCUCCGGUAGCUUCCUCGCUACGGAAGACAGAGUCCGUCACCUCUCUCAACCGCCUCGGCUCCUCCACCUCCAGAACCCCCAACGCUGAAUCGCCAGGCUACUCCAUCCUGAGUAAAAUCACCACAGCAGAGAGCAACAGCCACUUCCAGAGGAGAACCACCCAGGACUCGGUUAUGUCUGAGAGGAACAGCUCCUCACGCUCCCUGAGGGAUUCAACAUAUAGCUCGUCUGCAUGCCGAACCUGCUCGCCAAGCAGGACAGCAAGCUCUCUCGCGCACAGAGAGACCAGUAAAACAACCAGCCUCCACGCACCAAGGGAGACCAUUAAAACAACCAGCUUCCAGGCACCAAGAGAGACCAGUAGACCAACCAUCUCCCAGGCACCAAGAGAGACCAGUAAUACACCAAGCUUCCAGGCUCAAAGAGAGACCAGUAGAACAACCAUCUCCCAGGCACCAAGAGAGACCAGUAAUACAACAAGCUUCCAGGCUCAAAGAGAGACCAGUAGAACAACCAUUGCCCAGGCACCAAGAGAGACCAGUAGAACAACCAUCGCCCAGGCACCAAGAGAGACCAGUAAUACAACAAGCUUCCAGGCUCAAAGAGAGACCAGUAGAACAACCAGGUUUCAGGCACCAAGAGACACCAGUAGAACAACAACCUUGCAUGCACCAAGAGAGACCAGAAGAACAACAAGCUUCCAGCCAUCAAAUGAGGCCAGUCGAACGGUGGGCUCUCAGGGGCCCCGCGAAACCAGUAGGUCAGCGGGAUUCCAUGUGACCAGGGAGACCAGCCGGCAAGGUUUCCAGGAGUCCAGGGAGACAAGCAGGCAAGGUUUCCAGGGGCCAAGGGAGACCAGUAGAACCGCCUCGUCAGUCAGUAGACCAGCAUCCAGGAGUUCAAGCGUCAACCGGUUCUCCGACAGCAUGAGGGGCAUGGAGGAACGAAGCCCCUCCCCUGAAAACCAUAGGCCCUUCCGCCGCACACAGAGCCCCUCCCCCCCGCCGCUGAUCCAGCUGCAGAGGAACACCUCUUCGCAGAGCUCCAUGGACUCCUGGGAGUCUGGGGGUCGGAGCGGGGAGGAGUCGGGAGGCAGGAGUAGGGAGGAGUAUGCGGUGUUGGCUGAUGUGCCGAGAGGCCGGACGAUCCACCCGAGAGAGGAAGCAGUGAAACCCCAGAACCACCAGGCACCACGAGGGAGACAGGAGCUUUUUAAACCGGCCAGUCAUUCUGUGAGCAGACACCCGUCCAGGGAGAGAGACCAACCCGGAAGCCACCACAGAGAGAUGCUGGGUUGGGGAAACCUUUCCAGAUCCCACUCCCCCACCUCUCUGUUCAGACAGGGGUGUGGUCCUACGGGGGAGGAGGGAACCGGAAACACCCACAUACCUGAACUGACACAGGUAUGCCCCAUAGUGUGUGUGGGUUGUGCGUGUGUGUGUGUAUAUGUCUGUUUGCUAUUUUCAGUAUGAUAAUGACACUGUAUAGUCUAACUGU
Molecule: messenger RNA, 3010 nt
Organism: Gadus morhua (Atlantic cod)
Lineage: Eukaryota; Metazoa; Chordata; Actinopteri; Gadiformes; Gadidae
Product: dentin sialophosphoprotein
Exons: 3
Coding region: 136-2985 (949 amino acids)
Source: RefSeq, a predicted model, not a curated record